Aureococcus anophagefferens is the source of this 633-nucleotide messenger RNA. RefSeq lists its product as hypothetical. Gene Ontology annotation, molecular function: GTPase activity; GTP binding. Bases 1 to 633 code for a protein of 210 amino acids. The transcript is spliced from 2 exons. Lineage: Eukaryota; Pelagophyceae; Pelagomonadales; Pelagomonadaceae. Gene Ontology annotation, biological process: Rab protein signal transduction. The record is from RefSeq and is a predicted model, not a curated record.
AUGCCGAUCGCGCGCUUCAAGGUCGUCCUCCUCGGCGAGGGCCGCGUCGGCAAAACCUCCAUCCUCCUCCGCUACGUCAAGGGCGAGCGCGUGCCGGCGUAUUCGGACCGGCAGGUGUCCACGCUGCAGGCGUCGUACCUCGACAAGCGCCUGAGCCUCCGCGCGGGGCAGAGCGCGUCGCUUUCCAUCUGGGACACCGCGGGCCAGGAGCGCUUCCACGCGCUGGGCCCCAUCUACUACCGCGACGCCGACGGCGCGCUCCUCGUCUACGACAUCACGGACUUUGAAUCCUUCCAGAAGGUGCGCAAGUGGGUCCGGGAGCUGCGGCAGAUCGUCGGCCAGGAGAUCGCGAUCACCAUCGCGGGCAACAAGGUCGACCUCGAGAGCUCCCGCGCCGUGCCCGAGGCCGAGGCGCUGGACUACGCCGCGUCCGUCGGCGCGACCCACGUCUACACGUCCGCGAAGCUCAACAAGGGCCUCGAAGACGCCUUCGCCGAGCUCUCGGAGCGCAUGGCGACGCGACGGAACGAGACCCGCGGGCCCGGCGCCGCGGGGCUCCCGGGCGCGAAGCGGUCCUCCAUCUCCAUCGUCGACGACCCCGUCGCGCCCAAGAAGAAGGACUCGUGCUGCUAG